CAGCAGUUUGAAUUGCUAACCUGUAUGCAGAAAAACCGAAAUUCGCAUGAACGCGCAACGGACCAAAUUAAAAAUAAAACGAUUAAUACCCUCCUACGCUAUUCCGUGAGCCUCUGAUGUCUCAGAAUGGGCAUGGUACACGCUUCAGCGAAGAAAGAGGAGAAAUCAAGCGAAAUGUACAAUGAGAAGGAAUGCAUGCAGUGCGUAGAGCAGCAGGACAGGGGUCCAGGGAAUCCAGGAAGCUUCGAGGACUUGCACAAAAAGGUGAAGGCUCUAUAUCCGCAAAACUUCGAGGGCGCGCGUUUGAUAAUUAAGAAGGUGCUUAGUGACCAUUUCAAUGUUACACAUUCUAUUACGCUGAGCUCUGUGACGCCUUCGGGUUAUAAGUUUGGCGCGAGUUACGAAGGUACGAAGUUGGUGGGACCAAAGGAGAGGUAUCCAGUGAUUAUCGGCCAGAUAUCACCUAAUGGAAAUCUGUCUGCUUCGUUCAUGCAUACACUGGGUUGUCGGUUCCGGUGCAAAUUAUCUGCACAGAUAGCUAAUGGAAUAUGCAAGGCGUCAAGCUCUUCCGCAGAAUAUCGCGCGAACGACUUUACACUAGCAAUGACAAUGGCGAACCCGGAUAUUGUUAAGAAUCACGGAACCUUGGUGAUGCACUAUCUACAAGCGAUCUCGUCAAGGAUCACCCUAGGAGUGGAGCUGGCCUGUCUUCGCGGUUCUAAAGUACCCGGCGGUCAGCAGACAGUUAUGUGUGCCGCCUUCCGAUACAGCACCGGUCUAACAACUCUGUCCGGUACUCUUGGCGAGGCGGGUCUACAUCUAUGCUACCAUCACAAGGCUAGCUCACAAUUAGAACUUGGCGUUGAGCUGGAGACCAACAUGCGGACACAUCACUCGGUCGCUACAAUAGUCUAUCAAAUGAAUGUGCCCUACGCGGACCUAGUGUUUCGCGGAAUAGUCAACUCUAAGACUACCGUUGGCGCUGUUUUCGAGAAACGAUUGUAUCCUAUACCAGAGUCCUCGCUAGUCAUCAGCAGUCUACUGAAUCACAGUAAGCAACAAUUUCGCGUAGGCAUCGGUCUCAACAUCGGACAAUGAUAGCGGAGCACAUUUAUGUGUGCUGAACGCAUACGGUAUCAACGAAAUUGGCGUAAAAAAGGUUUUUAUUGUGUCUCCUAAAGCCUUUUCGUAUCUUUGCAACCAUCACAGUUCUUAAUAAUGUACAAACAACGUCCGAACCGAAGAAUUUGUAUGGUUGCACAAUUGCUGGAUAGCAUUCAUUAAAAUCAACAAACAAUGAACUAAA
Megalopta genalis is the source of this 1306-nucleotide messenger RNA. The record is from RefSeq and is a predicted model, not a curated record. NCBI's taxonomy places the organism in Eukaryota, Metazoa, Arthropoda, Insecta, Hymenoptera, Halictidae.